Rhea pennata is the source of this 1678-nucleotide messenger RNA. Its product is annotated as histone H1.10. Lineage: Eukaryota; Metazoa; Chordata; Aves; Rheiformes; Rheidae. The coding region runs from base 165 to 824 and encodes 219 amino acids. Gene Ontology annotation, cellular component: nucleosome. The record is from RefSeq and is a predicted model, not a curated record. Gene Ontology annotation, biological process: nucleosome assembly. The transcript has a single exon. Gene Ontology annotation, molecular function: structural constituent of chromatin; DNA binding.
GCGGAGCCGAGCGGAGCCGAGCCAGCCAGUAGCGCCGCGCCGGGCCUCCGCCACGCCGGGGCAGCCCCCGCCCUCCGCCGCCCGCUCGCCCCAGCCCCGCGGAGCCCCAGCCGUCGCCGCUGCCGCCUUCUCUUUGCUGCUGCGGCUCUCGUCCGCGCGGCACCAUGUCGGUGGAGCUGGAAGAAGCCGAUCUGCCGCUCACCGAGGCGGAGGAGGUGCCGCUCGCCCCGGAGAAGAAAGCGGCCUCUAAGAAGGCGAAAGGCGGCGGCGGCUCUUCUCUGUCGCCUUCGAAGAAGAAAAAGAACAACAAAAAGAAGAACCAGCCGGGUAAAUACAGCCAGCUGGUGGUGGAGACUAUCCGCAAGCUGGGCGAACGCAAUGGCUCCUCGCUGGCCAAGAUCUACAACGAGGCCAAGAAGGUGGCCUGGUUCGACCAGCAGAACGGCAGGACCUACCUGAAAUACUCAAUCAAGGCGCUGGUGCAGAACGACACGCUGCUCCAGGUCAAGGGCACCGGCGCCAACGGCUCCUUCAAGCUCAACAGGAAGAAGCUGGAAGGCGGCGGCGACGGGGGCGCGGGCAGCAGCUCCCACAAGUCCCACAAGAAGGCGACGGCCUCCACGUCUCGGCGGGCGGAGAAGAAGCCCGCGUCCAAGAGCAAGAAGCCCGAGAAGAAAUCCCACAAGAAAGGCGCCAGCAGCGCGGCGGCCAAGAAGGACAAGGGCAAAGCCAAGAAGGCCACCAAGAAGGCAGCCGCGUCCCCGGGGGGCAAGAAGGUCAAGAAGUCCGCAAAGCCCAAGGCACUCAAGAGCAGGAAGGCAUGAGAGCGGGGCGCAGGGAGCCCCGCCGCCGCGGCGGGGGAGCGGGGGCCCCCGGCCUCGCUGCCCGCCGCCCAGGACUGUGAGCCCCACGGCACAGACUGCUCUGAGGACAGACCCCGGGGACCCGCUUUGUCUUUGUGUUGCUGACUCGGCUCCGCAGCCGCCGCCGUGCGCAGUGAGCGGGGCUGCGGCUGCCCCAGCCUCCCCCUCCUCCCCUCCCCGCCGCCUUACCUUCCCCCUCCGCGCGCUCCUCCUCCCCCCCGCGCCCCCGCGCCGCUCCCUUUUGUUUUCGGCCGUGCCCUCCCCCCCCUUCGUAGACGGUUCUAACUGCUCCCCCUCCCCGGCGCCCCGAUAUUUUACAGGGUUUUUUUUUUCCCGCCUUGUCUCCAUGGCAGCCAUUUUGUGAGCGCCCACGCGCCCCCGGCCGGGCGCGCGCCACGUGGGCCGCGCUCGCGCCGCCCGCGCGCGGAUCGGGCCCCUUCCCCCCCCCCCCCCCCCCCCAUUGUUACUGCUGCCUGCGCUGAGGAUUUUCGAACGGCGACGGCGCCCCCUAUUGGCUCCCGGCCCCCGCCGCCAUGGCAACGGCCCGUUGGGCGCCAAUUGGCUGCGGCGGCGUCCGGGCCGCUGAGCGGGGGCCGGCGCCGGCGGGCGGCGCCUGCUGCCCCCUGGCGCCCGCGCGGCCUCCGCCGGCCCGGGCGCGCCCGCGGCGCCCCGCAGCCCCUGCAACCGCGUAUUCAGGUCGCAUCUUCAAUGGCCUUUAUUUUUUUUUUCUUUUUUUUUGUCGUUUAUGGGAUUUUUUUGAGGGUUUUGUCUUUUUUCUUUCGGUUGUUUCAAAUAAAUUGUUUGAAAACUUUUGA